Messenger RNA from Prorocentrum cordatum, 435 nucleotides. Lineage: Eukaryota; Dinophyceae; Prorocentrales; Prorocentraceae. The record is from the annotation of a GenBank genome assembly.
CGCCGGCGCGCAGGCAGCCGCGGCGCAAGCCCGCGCACGAGGGGCUGCCAUAGCCCACGGACGCCGACGCGGCCUGGGGCCCACGCGGCCGCCGCGCUGAGCUCGCUGCCCGCGGCCACGCCCGAGCGCCACCCGUUCCUGGUCACAGAGACGCCUUCGCCCAAGCAGCACUACCACCACCACUUCUCGCAACCGCCGAGGGGCACUGACAAUGCGUUCGUGAGCGCGUUCCACCGGGCGUACAACGAGUACAGCGAGCACGAGGCCUCCACGAGCCACCAGCCCUGGGGCGCAGCUGCGUUCGAUGGCACGGGAGGCGUGUACUACUACACGCCAGCGUGACCUCCCGCAGGGCUUGGCCGCCGCCGGCGGAGGAAGAGGCCCAGCGUGGCAUCUGCACAGGGUUGUCGAGCGGGUGGUGGUAAUAUGGAGGGU